Messenger RNA from Caenorhabditis sp. 36 PRJEB53466, 1934 nucleotides. The record is from the annotation of a GenBank genome assembly. NCBI's taxonomy places the organism in Eukaryota, Metazoa, Nematoda, Chromadorea, Rhabditida, Rhabditidae.
AUGGAUGUCCUUAUAGACUUCCUGAGCGAAUUCAAUCGUUAGUUUCGCUUUCAAAACACAGAUGAUAAUCUAGAACAUUGCUUUAAGAUACCUUUUUUCCGUGCAAUAUGUGCGACAAGAUCAUUCACUCCUCCCAGAAGUUACUCGAGCAUUUGGAAGAGUGUGAAAUGACGAAGGAAAUGCCGCAUAGCUGUGUAAGGAUGCCAGUUUUAGGCGACCACAAACCAAUGUUUUUGCAGAAAAGAGUCAUGAUUCAUGAAGCCAAGUGGAAAGAGAGCUACAACACUUACCGCAACUUCCAUUUGUUGAUCAAACGAGGAGGAAGGCCAUUUCCAGACGGGGAAUGUUUCGGAUGCGACAGUUUAGCUGACCACAAAGCCGGAAAGUGCAAACGAGUCGCUAGAGUUGCAGCCUAUGAAGUUAGAUUUUACCUUCAUUUAGACCUGCCGGUGUAAAGAAGAAACUUUAAUUUAAACAGAAAUUAAUUACAGAUGGUCACCCGCGAGCCGCUCCAAGAGAUGUCCGCCAACUUCGAACAGUACCUCUUCGAAAAAGUCGACUUCAACCUCGAAGACACUCGGAAUGAGUUCAGAUGCAAAAUAACGAACUUGGAGAAUCAGAUAGAACAACUGCAAAAGGAUUUCGUGUUCGUUACCUGCAAAUAUCCGCAGACGCCUCUCGACAAUGCAAGAUUCAUUCGAAAAAAGAUGGAAGCCCUUCAAGAGCAGCUGCGGGAGAUGUCCGAUCAAAUGGCGACAAAAGUUCGAGAGCACAAGCAGAAGUUGAUGAUCACUCGAAGACGAGAAUGGCACUCUUUUACGAAUACAAUCAGCAACGUGCGGGAAUCUGAUAUGAACGCGCACCGAACGUUCGACACCAGGUUUCAACGGGAAUUGGACAUUGCCAGACUCGACAACCCGCAUGCGACCCUGCCAGACGCCGGCCCGGACUACCUCCGCUUAUUGGAUGCGCAUAUUUGUACCGAACGUCGAAUGAUGGAACGAAUGCGUCCAAUGGAUCCUGACUUCCGAGAGCGGCUUGCUGAGCGGUACAACCAGAAUUUGUCCCACGACGAGUACGCCUACAUGCGUUUGGAAAUCGAGCAGAACAACCGCCCGCGUGUUCUUCAAAUGCGUAGCAGUCUGGAGGAUCGACUGUUGUUCCUCCGUCACUUCGAACAACUUCGACCUGAUCCGGAGCUCGUGGGUGAUCCGCAACGUGUUGCAUACCGGUACAACACUGCUGUCGGGUGGUAUCACAUGAUGGUUGAAGAAAGGAAUGAGAUCCGCGUGAAAUGGCACAAGGAGAUCGUGAAAGCUGUGUACGCUCGAAACAUGCUCAACAUGUGUCAUGGAAUUCUGGAAUACCGCAAAUCUCGUCCGUACAUUGCCAAGAUUGCAGGCUGGGCGCUUGUCGUCAGCUGGACCAUCAAGUUGCUUAUGCAAUAUCGAUUCCCCGGAAGAGUCCUUUCUCCCGUCUGCAUGGAGUCAACGAUUAAUCCGAGCUUCACCAACAUGCAGAUCUUCGACGAGCAUGUUGUGAACAACUUGGAAAUCCAAAAGCGAACGAGUAAUGAUGAGUAUGUGGAGAUGGAAAGUGCGUACGAACUGCUCAAGGCUCAACUGGAAGAAGAGGGAAAAGACAGCGAAAAUCACAGAGAACUUCUCCGCUGUGCUCGACAGCACCUCCAAAUGGUGGGCGCUUACUUCUCCGAUGAUACCAAAAACUUUCGAGUUGCCGAGAGGUUCUUCCGUGUCGUUCGAGGUUCAAUGCGUCAGGCUAUGGGUCAUAUGUACUUUGAAGAUGCCCUCUUCACCAUGAACACAUUCGAUUCCGACCACCCACCACCGGUACUUCCCGUUGAACUACGACCUGGAGGACAACAACAGAGACAACAUCCGGCACAGAACGUUGUUCCGCCGGUUCGACGAUAG